GCGGGACCGACGGGUGGACUCCAUUAAGCCCGAGCUCGCAGGAAAACAGUUUGGGAUACUUCUUCUCCGACUUUCCCCGGGAUUUUCUCCUCGUCUCUGUGGUCCGGAACACCUCCCGCAUGAGCUAAGGAGUCGAAGGAAUUGUUUGGUACCGUGUAGCCGAGUGUUUUUGUGUCUUUGUGAAGCGUCAAAGCCCGCGUUUCACGCCACUUUUCGGUGCGGUUGAGGCCGAAGGAAGUGUCCGGGAGAGCGGAGUCAUUGUGGCAGGCUCGCUUGCAUAACAGCCCUCGGUGUGUUUGCGAGGGUUUACCGUUACAUUUAACAGGAUGGCGCUGGAUGGGAUCCGGAUGCCCGAUGGCUGCUACGCCGACGGGACGUGGGAGUUGAAGAUGCAUGUCACAGACCUUCACCGGGACGUGUCACUCAGAGUAACCGGAGAAAUUCACAUCGGAGGAGUCAUGCUCAAGCUAGUGGAGAAACUAGAUGUAAAGAAAGACUGGUCGGACCACGCUCUGUGGUGGGAGAAGAAGAAGACGUGGCUGUUGAAAACCCACUGGACGCUGGAUAAGUACGGUAUUCAAGCAGAUGCCAGGCUUCUGUUCACGCCGCAGCACAAACUCUUGAGACUCCAGCUGCCCAACAUGAAGCACAUGAAAGUCAAAGUCAACUUCUCUGACCGAGUCUUCAAGGCGGUGUCGGACAUCUGCAAAACUUUCAACAUCCGUCACCCAGAGGAGCUGUCUCUCCUGCGCAAGCCGCGGGAUCCUAAGAAGAAGAAGAAAAAGUUUGAGGAAGCAGAGGAGGAUGACCUGCAGUUGGAGGGUCCGCUUUUGACUCCUGGAUCAGCCUCUGAGAUAAUAUACAUCGGACCUGUCAAAGGGAGCAUCUACUCCAGUCCAGGAUUGUAUAGUAAGACCAUGACACCCACCUAUGACUCCAGAGAUGGCAGCCCACUGUCGCCCACGUCGGCCUGGUUCGGAGACAGCCCACUCUCUGAAGGGAACCCCAGCAUCCUGGCUGUCAGCCAGCCCAUCUCUUCCCCCGACAUCUUGGUCAAACUUUACAAGCCGCAGUCUCUCUUGGAUAAGGCCAAGAUCAACCAGGGGUGGUUGGACUCGUCCCGGUCUCUGAUGGAGCAGGAUGUCAAGGAGAACGAGGUUCUGCUGCUCAGGUUUAAAUACCACAGUUUCUUUGACCUCAAUCCAAAGUACGAUGCCAUCCGAGUGAACCAGCUCUAUGAGCAAGCUAAGUGGGCGAUCCUGCUGGAGGAAAUUGAGUGCACAGAGGAGGAAAUGAUGAUGUUUGCCGCCCUGCAGUAUCACAUCAACAAGCUGUCCAUCAUGUCAUCGGACAACCACAUGAACAACAGUGAGAAAGAAGUGGAUGAGGUAGACGCAGCUCUGUCAGACCUGGAGAUCACGCUGGAGGGUGGAAAAACGUCCAACACACUGGGUGACAUCACGUCUAUUCCAGAACUGGCAGACUACGUCAAAGUCUUCAAGCCCAAGAAACUGACGCUGAAGGGUUAUAAGCAGUACUGGUGCACGUUCAAAGAUAUUACCAUUUCCUGUUACAAAACGAAAGAGGAGUCUCACGGCACACCUGCACACCAAAUGAAUCUUAAAGGUUGCGAGGUAACUCCUGAUGUGAACAUCUCCGGCCAGAAAUUCAACAUCAAGCUGCUAAUCCCGGUGGCCGACGGCAUGAACGAGAUCUGGCUACGAUGCGACACGGAGAAGCAAUACGCCCACUGGAUGGCAGCCUGCCGCUUGGCCUCCAAGGGGAAGACCAUGGCUGACAGUUCCUACAACCUGGAAGUGCAGAACAUCCUGUCCUUCCUCAAGAUGCAGCACAUGAACCCUGACCCUCAGUUCAUCGAGCCCAUCACGACCGACAUCAACCCAGAAUGCCUGGUGUCUCCGCGGUACCUGAAGAAGUACAAGAACAAGCAGAUCUCGGCCCGGAUCCUGGAGGCCCACCAGAACGUGGCCCAGAUGAGUCUCAUCGAAGCCAAGAUGCGCUUCAUCCAGGCGUGGCAGUCGCUGCCAGAGUUCGGGAUCACGCACUUCCUGGCCAAGUGGGUUUUCACCGCACCUCCGCUCUGCUCCGACCCGGGUUCUGACUCACUCUUCUGCGACGGCAGGUUCCAGGGCGGGAAGCGAGAAGAGCUGAUCGGCAUCACCUACAACCGCUUGAUCCGGAUGGACGCGGGCACCGGGGACGCCAUCAAGACCUGGCGCUUCAGCAACAUGAAGCAGUGGAACGUCAACUGGGAAAUCAAGAUGGUGACAGUGGAGUUCGCCGACGAGCCGUGUCUGUCGUUCAUCUGCGCCGAGGUCGACUGCAAGGUGGUUCACGAGUUCAUUGGCGGCUACAUCUUCCUGUCCACGCGUGCCAAGGACCAGAACGAGUCUCUGGACGAAGAGAUGUUCUACAAACUGACCAGCGGUUGGGUGUAAACCCGCCGCCGGCCACCAGGGGGCGGCAGGGAGCGGGAUCACGUCGUUUAUUGUCAAAUACUUAUUUGUUUUUCUUCUUAACUGUCCGGAGCAGAUGCAACACCGUCGCCUCGGCCGGUUGUUUUUACUCAUGUAACGCUAACACGUCGGAAACACUAUCACUCCGGAUGACCUCUGACCUCCCGCAGCACAAACUUUUUUUUUUUUUUUUUUUUUUUUAAACUUCCUUCCUCCUCUUGUGCUGAUGAUACGUCCACUGAAACAUCCCAGUCGUUCCGGAUUGAACUCGGCCCAAAAUGGCUGCCGUUCUUGUUAUUUAAGUUUUUGGCGAGUGGCUGCUUGUGGAGGUUCGGUCACAGCACUUCUAAUGAAGUUGGUCAAAUAAGCUGUUUUUAGUGUUGAAGUCUAAACACGCCUGGUUUUAGCUUUUAUCCACACACACAAGCGUGCGCCACCGUUCUCUGACCGUUGGUCAGCUGCUUCGCCGGAGUCUGAAGUUGCCAAAUGUAGCGACAGCGUUGGCACGUCCCUGCACAAACACUACGUUAGUUACUACAUCAGUGUGUCGCCGCAUAGUAUUAUCACUUUCUCAUCACACACCAGCAAAAGGUCAAAAUUCGAGGAUUAAAUAUGCAACCUUUCUUUUCCUCCUCACAACGAAGGAUCAGUGAAUGAAGUAUUUUUUUGUAACUAAUGUAAAAACAGGUUUUAUAAAAUUGUACAGAGCAGUUUUUCCGGGUAUAAAAGUUUUUUUUUCCUGUCCCUGAAGCGUCUUCAUGUGACGUUCCGAUCCGUGGUGGUGACAGUGAAGAUAAAUAUGAAUAUAUAUAUGAAGAAAACACUCAAACUUGACGUUUGACUACAAAUGUUGUCUUGUAUUUUUUAAAGCAGACUAUGAAAUGAUUUUAUCUGCUGCGGUUUUCUUUCAUUUUAGCAUUUUGUUUCCCCACUUUCGUGUGUCUGAGUUUGAGCUGACGGCACGCGUCGCUCUUUUGUCACCGCUGAAGUGUCUCUAGUUUAAAUCCCAUAUGAAGAAGCUUCACCUCAAGUUUAGUAAAAAAGAAAAGUCACAUUAUUCUUUUUUUUUCUCUUUUUGCUCCAAGUGUCAAGAGCAGCGUCGCAUGUCCUGCUGCUGUUUUCUGACUGUACAAAUGCAUUUAUUUUAAAAAAUAA
Messenger RNA from Synchiropus splendidus (mandarinfish), 3632 nucleotides. It is a transcript of the gene fermt2, whose product is annotated as FERM domain containing kindlin 2. The transcript has 16 exons. Gene Ontology annotation, cellular component: extrinsic component of cytoplasmic side of plasma membrane; focal adhesion. The coding region runs from base 327 to 2459 and encodes 710 amino acids. Gene Ontology annotation, biological process: integrin-mediated signaling pathway; cell-matrix adhesion. The record is from RefSeq and is a predicted model, not a curated record. NCBI's taxonomy places the organism in Eukaryota, Metazoa, Chordata, Actinopteri, Syngnathiformes, Callionymidae. Gene Ontology annotation, molecular function: integrin binding.